This is a messenger RNA of Wallemia mellicola CBS 633.66, 1309 nucleotides long. RefSeq lists its product as hypothetical. Gene Ontology annotation, molecular function: RNA polymerase II cis-regulatory region sequence-specific DNA binding; DNA-binding transcription factor activity, RNA polymerase II-specific. Gene Ontology annotation, biological process: regulation of transcription by RNA polymerase II. NCBI's taxonomy places the organism in Eukaryota, Fungi, Basidiomycota, Wallemiomycetes, Wallemiales, Wallemiaceae. The coding region runs from base 137 to 814 and encodes 225 amino acids. The record is from RefSeq and is a predicted model, not a curated record. The transcript is spliced from 3 exons.
UUUGGAUUUGAGCGUGACAGCAAUAAUACACUGAAUAGCUGACUUAGCGAAAGUCCAUAAAUUAUUAUUUAUUCUUUGAACUUCAAGUGAACAUUCAAGAGCAGAAAAGCAAUAAUAUUCUUCAUUCUCCCACAUCAUGUCGGCAGAAGAUAGCAAAAUGAAGCUAGAAGAAAUGGCUAAGGCUAGAACAAAUGGAGUUGAAGUCAAUCCAUUUGAGAAAUCAUUUAUACAAUACAAUACCCCUGCUUCAGCUACAGCAGCGACAGCAACGACAAAUGGAGGUCCAUUGUUCACACCAGGUUUGAAUAGUUUUUUGGAAUCUUUUGGUAGCGACAACUCGUCAUUUAAUCCAUAUGUACCACAACAACAGCCUCAGAGGAGCAUCCACAGUGGGAUCGAAAGAGAAGUAGAUAGAAAUGAUCACAAUUAUGUCAGUCCAUCGAAGAGGAAGUCUAAUAAGAAACCAUGGCGUGAAGUAGAUUUAGAUGACACACCAGAGCUUAUGAAACCUGUCGGUAGAGCAGGUAAUCCCAAUCUACAUGUAUCUCAAGAUGGUCGGGAACUCUCAACUGAGGAGCGUAAGAAACUCAUGUUAGACCGCAACAGAGAGGCUGCCUCGAGGUGCAGACAAAGGAAGAAAAAUUGGAUCAAUCAAGUACAGGACCAGGCUGACUUGUUACAGAAAGAAAACGCACAAUUGAGAGAUGAGAUACUGAAAUACAGGCAUUUGGUACUAGAAUUGAGAGAACAGUGUACUGAAUUGAAAGCAUCGCUGGCCAAUAAGGAAUAUAAAAAUGGUAGUAUCGUUAUUUAAUACACCGGUAUUAUAGGUGUAUUAACUUUCUUGUCGGUGUAUUUGCGUAUUUGGUUAAAAUCUUCACUCUGGGGUCUUAUUAAUGAAUUGGAUAUCUACAAGAGAGAAAAAAGAAGCAAUAGAAAGAUGUGAGCUUCAGAUCGAAUGUAUGAUGGCACUAGUCAAUCUAACUUUCGCCAUAUCAAUAAAAGGUCUCUCUCAUCAAACUGAGAUUCAUUCUCAUCAAGUUGAGUGCCUCUUCAAUUACGCGAUCUUUUUCUGCGACUAUCUUUCUCCAUUCUUUAUCUCUCUUCUUGUAGUCUCUAAUUUUUAGGUUCUUUUUAGUGUCUGAAUUGAAUUUAAGUUUGCAGAUCGUCAUGUCCUAAAAUGUUAUGAGUGUUCACCGGAAGCAAAAUUGAGAAUUACAUUAUACAUCGUACCCUUGGCAUUUGCUUGGCGUUUUUGUGUAACGAUAGUAGCCGUUUUCUUGACAGCUUUUGGCUGAGUACGAUUGAU